Drosophila rhopaloa is the source of this 6896-nucleotide messenger RNA. RefSeq lists its product as uncharacterized. The record is from RefSeq and is a predicted model, not a curated record. The transcript is spliced from 18 exons. Gene Ontology annotation, molecular function: histone deacetylase activity; zinc ion binding. Bases 95 to 6472 code for a protein of 2125 amino acids. Gene Ontology annotation, biological process: chromatin organization. Gene Ontology annotation, cellular component: histone deacetylase complex. Lineage: Eukaryota; Metazoa; Arthropoda; Insecta; Diptera; Drosophilidae.
AGGAAGAGAUCGCGAGAAACGACGCGGUCACAAAAGAGACUCAAAAAAGAAACCGAAAUCCGUGGGAAAUAGAGUAAAGUGAAUCCUUUCCGAGAUGCUGGGAGUGACGGUGCCAGUGCAGCUCACAAAAAUGCGAAACAGUGCGGAGGCGGUGGCGUCCAUAGCGCAGGAGAAGGGAUCCCUGCCGAGGGGCCAAGGACACGAGCAACAGGUGGGCAAAGAUCUGGCCACCAUAAUGGACGAUCUGCAGCGGGAUUUCGGAGACUACAAGUAUACGGUCUACCGGUGUGCCAGUAAAUUCGUGGCGCUGCAAAAGAUAUUUCACACCGGUAAAAUUCCCUACAAGCUGGUUUUGGCCAUUUUGGAUCGCCAUAACUUGAGCGGCGGCCUGGAACUGAUGGUUCCCCCGUUUCAGUUGACCUCCCUGCUCCACGAUGUAUACUUUGCCUGCGAAAAGCUGGGACCCUUUAACCAGGAUGUGAACUACCAACUGGACAGGGCCACCGGACUGCUGGCCAACUUCUUCUGGAAUGUCUACGAUCCGCAACGCCGGCACUCCAUUUCGCUGCUGGAGAUCAAGAUCACCUUUAUUCUGCUCUGCAAGCUUUAUAGCAGCGAUCACCUAGUGAGUGACAUCUUUGGCCUGCUGGCGGAUGCCAAGACGCAGAUCAUCUCCAGAUAUGCCUUCGAACAGCUCCUGGCCACGCUGAGCAAGCUGCUUAGCUAUUUGGGCGAGGCUAAGGCCUAUGGCGCCCAUAAUCUUCCCUUGGCGAUGGAGCAGAGCUUUGCCCGCUGUCCACAUGGCGUGGGCGGACUCGCCGAACCGCAGUUCCACAAACUCUGGACGGGAGCGGGUGUCCAGACACGGUUCCUAAUCUAUGGAAAUCUACUGGCCUUGGUGAAACGCAUCGAGGACACCGAGCAUUUGAUACACAGCAAUUCCUGCGCCGGCUGUCGCAAGGAGCACAUUGUGGGCAUUCGUUUUCGCUGUCAGGUGUGCCGCGAUAUAUCUUUGUGCCUGCCUUGCUUCGCAGUGGGCUUUGCUGGUGGUCGCCACGAGCCGGGCCACCGGAUGUGUGAGGUGUUCGUGGAGGAUCAGCCGCCGUUGCGUUGGACUCGCCACCUGGCCAAGCUGUGCGGUUGGCUGGUGAUCCCCCGGAAGACGCAGGAGGAGGAACGUCGUGGGUUCUGCAAUGCCCAGGAAAGUGGGGCCGCCUUAGGGCAAUCCGCUGCCACGCCCAUUCCCGCGGAGACGCGCAGUCUGCGUAGUCAGUGCCAGGAAAAAGAAAAGGAGAAGGAAAAAGAAAAAGAAAAGGAAAGGGACCGCACUGUGAUCCUCCAGCAGCAACAGGAGUUGUGCUCCUUGACGGGGCUGGCCAGCAAGGCCUCUAGCCGACUUCAGUCUAUCAUCGAUCGCUUGUUGCUUCAGAAUGCGAAAUUGGAAACCCAGCUGCAAACGGUGGCAACAACUUCCAGUUCGGAAAUAUCACAGUUUCUCAGCGCCCAUCAGAGUUUUCUGCUGCAAAUCAUCGAGGAUAUGCGACAGCUAUCGCAUUCAUCUGUGGCAGCCUCGCCACCUCCGCCGACUCCCCGCGUGGCUCCUCCAGCUGCUCCGUUGGUCAGCUCCACCUUUCUCAGCUCUAGCACUCCCCAGAGGCAGAUCUUCGAUAUGUAUGCACCCGUUGGUGCCAAUCUCACGCACUCUAUUAAUGGUGCCGAAUUGAAUAAGAGCUACUUAGAGGCCAACAAAUCGGAUUACUCCCUUAACGACAUUAGCUUGUGGUUCGAUCAGCGUCGCUCCAGCGUGCAGCCGGGACCUGGAUCCCUGCCAGCUCCUCUGGCCCUGCCCAUGCCACUGGGCGCCCUGCUGGACCAGCAGCCAGCAAAUGGCGGCGAUGGUCGCGACACCGAGAUGGUCAACUUUAAGUUGCUGCUGCACAAGGUCAAGGAGAUCGUCGAGGACUCGUACAGCGACAAUGCCGAACUCUCGGCGGCCACCCAAAAUCUGGAGAACGUUCUGGACAGCAUCAUCAAGAGUGAGGAGCAGCAGAGGCGAAUCAGCACAUGCCAGCACAUCGCUGGCCAUUUGCACCCGGUGGAGAUGCGUCAGUUGCUCCAGGCGCUGCUUGUGACUGCUUGCCGGCUUCAGCACCUCCUUCCAGGCUUCCAGCUCCUCGUUCAAGCUGGCCUCCAAUUCCAGGGCCACAUCUGCGGGCGCUUGGUUGUGAUCACUGACCUCCAGAACAUUAACAUUGCAGUGCAGCUGGAGCAGAUCGCGCAUCAGGCGAUGCUGGAGCAGGCGCAGUCGGUCUUCCGUUUGGGCGUACACAUGCCACAGCUGGCCGGGAUCAUCCCGAAGGAUCAGGACGCCACACCAUUGCGACAGCGGCUGACGGUUGUAGAAGAUACGCUGGACAGGAUCAGCGGCGGCCGAGCACCAAAAGAUGGAGUUGCUCCGCCUGGAGGAGAUCGACCAGACGGAGACGCACGACCAUCACCGCGGAGCACUCGGGCGGCAGCUGUCCCGCCUUGGAAACUGGCCGCCAUUUUAGCUGCCUACUGUGCUGAUCCUGGCAAGCCCAGAACUGCGCCAGCUGGUCGUAAUCCAGGGGCGGCUGGCCAUCCGGCUGCAGUGCUCCACGACGGCCUGGUAGGGAAUGGGGCCACCAACCACAUGAAAAGCCACCACAUCCUCGUGCUCUGCCACCAGUUCAAAGUUGGAACCGUACUCCUUGGGUCUUCGCAGGAUCAGCAGAACUUGCCAGCAGUGAAUCAGCAGGAAGAUCUCCUCUUGCUGCCACACAUACUUUCCGAAUUUGAGGGGCAGCUCGUCCGUCGGCUGGAGCAUGCUGCAGUCCAGCCUUCCCGUGCCCCGCAAAUCGAUGUAGUGCAGCAGAUCCUUACGCCGGAAUUCGUAGAACCUGAGGUUCCUCGUCAACAGCAAAGUGGAGGUGUUCCGGAAUCGGUCCCGCGGACGUCCCUGGAAGAAAGAAGUACAGAAGGCGAUCUGGGACCGCUGCAGGAGCAAUUCUGGUACAUUAUUCUGGACAGAUGGCAACAUGGAUACGGAAUCCACAAAAGCCCGCCCAUCGUCACGCGACGGAGCGCGCAGCAGGCGAAGAUGCAGACGCGGGCAAUGGCCAAUAAAUCGAAGACGGGGACGGCGGCAACGGCAGCGGGAGUGAUCGGUGGCUCUGCCGGCGGCGGCAUCGGCAGCGGCGGUAUCAGCAGCGGCAGCGGCGGAAUAAAUGCCGGCGAUCCGCGAAAAGCGAACAAACCGAGUGCAGCGCUCUUGGAGGCGAAACGUCGAGCGCGGAACAUGCUCAAGAACCAGAGCAACGCCAUGCAGGAGUGCGUCACGGACAUAUUCCAGAAUGCUGUCAAUUGCAAGGGUCUGGAGCGCAGGCCGACGGCCCUGAUCUACGAUGAAUCCAUGAGCCAGCACUGCUGUUUGUGGGACAAGGAGCACUACGAGUGCCCCCAACGCUUCACACGCGUCCUGGAGCGCUGCCGCGAACUUAAUCUGGCGGAGCGCUGCAUGGAGUUGCAAUCGAGAUCGGCCACCAGGGAGGAGAUUCUGCGUCUGCACACGGAGGAGCACUUCGAGCGGCUGAAGCAGACCGCCGGGAUUCGCGACGACGAGCGCAUGGAAGAGCUGAGCUCCCGCUACGAUUCAAUCUACAUUCAUCCGUCCACUUUCGAGCUUUCCCUGCUGGCCACCGGGUCCACUAUUGAGCUGGUGGACCAACUGAUCGCUGGAAAGGCCCAGAAUGGCAUGGCCAUCAUCCGGCCGCCCGGCCAUCAUGCCAUGAAAGCGGAGUUCAAUGGCUACUGUUUCUUCAACAACGUGGCCCUGGCCGCCCAGCACGCCCUCGAUGUCCACAAGCUACAGCGCAUCCUGAUCAUCGACUACGACGUCCACCAUGGCCAGGGUACGCAGCGGUUCUUCUACAACGAUCCCAGGGUGGUUUAUUUCUCCAUCCACCGCUUCGAGCACGGCAGCUUCUGGCCGCACCUGCACGAGUCGGACUACCACGCCAUUGGAUCGGGUCCCGGCACGGGAUACAACUUCAACGUGCCCCUGAAUGCGACGGGGAUGACGAACGGCGACUACCUGGCCAUUUUCCAGCAGCUCCUGCUGCCGGUGGCCCUCGAGUUCCAGCCGGAGUUGAUUAUGGUGUCGGCCGGGUAUGAUGCAGCGCUGGGAUGUCCGGAGGGCGAGAUGGAGGUGACACCGGCCUGCUAUCCGCACCUGUUGAACCCGCUGCUGCGACUGGCCGACUCGCGGGUGGCCGUGGUCCUGGAGGGCGGCUACUGCCUGGACUCGCUGGCCGAGGGUGCGGCCCUGACGCUCCGCUCCCUGCUCGGCGAUCCGUGCCCCCCGCUGGUGGAGGCACUGCCUCUGCCGCGCGCCGAACUGACCCAGGCCCUGCUCAGUUGCAUUGCCGUCCACCGGCCCCACUGGCGUUGUCUGCAGCUGCAGCGGACCUACGAGGCCGCCGAGUUGCUGGACCAGGAGAAGGGGCAGGAUCUGCACAAGGUGCUGCGCCUUUGGAUUGGCGGACCGCCGCCAGUGGAUCGUUACCCGACGAGGGACACGGCCAUUCCUCUGCCGCCGGAGAAGAUAGCCAGGAAUGCGGCCCGGCUGCAGGUGCUGCGCACGGAAACGAAGCUGUCGAUGCCGUCGGUGCGGGUCUGCUAUGCCUACGAUGCCCAGAUGCUGCUGCACUGCAACCUCCACGAUCCGGGGCAUCCGGAGCAGCCGGCGCGCAUCCAGCACAUCCACAAGAUGCACGACGAGUACGCCCUGCUGCCGAGGAUGAAGCAACUCGCCUCCCGAGCGGCCACCACGGAUGAGGUUUGCCUGGCCCACACGCGAGCACACGUGAAUUCGGUGCGACGGCUGCUGGGACGGGAUCCGGAGGAACUGCAUCAGGUGGCGGAGGGCUACAACUCGGUGUACCUGCAUCCGCGCACCUUUGACUGCGCCACCUUGGCGGCCGGAUCCGUGCUGCAGGCGGUGGACAGUGUGCUGCGCGGCGAGUCACGCAGCGGCAUCUGCAAUGUCCGUCCGCCGGGCCAUCAUGCCGAGCAGGAUCAGCCGCACGGCUUCUGCAUCUUCAAUAAUGUGGCUAUCGCAGCGCAGUAUGCCAUUCGGGACUUUGGACUUGAGCGCGUGCUGAUCGUGGACUGGGAUGUUCACCACGGCAACGGAACGCAGCACAUCUUCGAGUCGAACCCGAAGGUGCUGUACAUCAGUUUGCAUCGCUACGAGCACGGAGCCUUCUUUCCCAAGGGACCCGACGGCAACUUCGACGUGGUGGGCAAAGGAGACGGCAGGGGCUUCAACGUCAACAUACCCUGGAACAAGAAGGGCAUGGGUGACCUGGAGUACGCUCUGGCCUUCCAGCAGCUGAUCAUGCCCAUCGCGUACGAGUUCAAUCCCCAGCUGGUGCUGGUGUCCGCCGGCUUCGAUGCGGCCAUCGGAGAUCCGCUGGGCGGCUGCAAGGUGACGCCCGAGGGCUACGGCAUGCUCACCCACUGGCUGUCCGCACUGGCCGGCGGUAGGAUUGUCGUCUGCCUGGAGGGUGGCUACAAUGUGAACUCCAUAUCGUAUGCCAUGACGAUGUGCACCAAGACGCUGCUGGGCGAUCCCGUGCCGACGCCCCAACUGGGCGCCGCAGCCCUGCAGAAGCCGCCAACGGUGGCCUACCAGAGUUGCGUGGAGUCGCUGCAGUCGUGCCUGCAGGUCCAGCGUGGCCAUUGGCAGUCCCUGGAGUUUGUCGGCCGGCGGCUGCCCAGCGAACCCGUCGUCGGCGAGAACAACAACGAGGAUUUUCUUACCGCCUCCUUGCGACAGUUGAAUAUCUCAAGUGACGACGCUCCGGGGGCGGCGGCCGGACCGGCCGGCGAUCAGCCCGAUUGCGGCGAGGAGCGGCCCAGCGGCAGCAAGCCCAAAGUCAAGGUAAAGACGCUCACCGAAUAUUUGGCGGAGAACAAGGAGGCCCUCGAGCAGAACGAGAUGUUCGCCGUGUAUCCGCUUAAGACGUGCCCGCACUUGAGUCUGCUGCGACCGGAGGAGGCGCCGCAAUCAAUAAGCAGUGUGGAGGCUUGCAGCGUGUGUGGAGUGACGGGGGAGAACUGGGUGUGUCUGAGCUGCCGGAUCGUGGCCUGCGGUCGCUACAUGAACGAGCACAUGGAGCAGCACUCCCUGGAGACGCAGCAUCCGCUCGUGAUGAGCAUCGGCGACCUGUCCGUGUGGUGCUACGUGUGCUCCUCGUACGUGGACCAUCCCCGCCUGUACGCCUACCUAAAUCCCCUGCAUGUGGCCAAGUUCCAGGAGCCGAUGCCCUGGACGCACGCCUGUCCCAAGCGCGAGGACGGCUGCUAUCCACUGGGACCCGACGGGCGGGACGAGGAUGACGACGCCGGUUGCAGCGGCAUCUGCUUUCAGCUGGAACGCAACAACUGACCCUUGGCCAUCCGCGUGCUGGACGCCCUCACGGACUACAUGUGCACGCUGUGCCCGCCGCUCAGACACCUGAUCCAGUUCCUGGCCGAGCACCUCUGGCCGCUGCUGGAACGCAUUUACCUUAACCUCUUGCACUACUUCCUGGCUCACUGAGGCCUUAUCCUAGAUCCUGCAUCCUGCAUCCUGCAUCCUGCAUCCUGCACCCUCCAUCCAUCCCUUAGCCUCCAUCCCAGUUGACCUAAAUAAAAAAAACAUAUACAACAGGAAAAUAUUGUUAAUUCGGGAGCUGCCUGCCAGCCAGCUACUGGUUAUCCAGAUCAUGGCAUUUGGCACCUGGCUCCCUCAAAUUUUUACAAAUAAAAAUUGUUAAUGUUAUCAACUAAUGAUCUAAUAAAGACUUCGAGUGUUUUUCGAGUAUAUUUUA